AUGCUAGGAUCCGACAUUGCAUCGAAACGAAAGCGUACGCGGCAAGAUUAUCGUUAUUUUCUAGAAUAUCGAUUGCGAUGGGAUGAUAAUGAUAUUUUCGGCCACAUGAAUAACCCCAAGUACGGUGUACUGUGUGAUAGCAUAGCCAAUCAGUACUUGAUUGACGAAUGUGGCUACAAAACGUCCAAAAGCCCCCAAGCAGCUAUCAUUGUCAAUACGUAUUUCGAUUAUUUCGGAUCCGUGGAGUAUCCCAGCGUUAUAGACAUUGGGCUCCGAGUAGCCAAGCUUGGAAAGACCAGCGUGGUUUAUGAAGUGGGGGUUUUCAAGAAAGGGGAUGAAGCAGUCAAGGCGGUAGGUGGAUCGAUGCAUGUCUGGGUUGAGGCGAAGGAUGGCAUAUUAGGUCGACCAUCGGAGCAAGGAAUGCCUUCGCAUGUCAGAGAAGGAUAUCUGGCAUUGACGGAGGAGGCAGGACUCAAGUUGAAGAUAUGA
Exophiala aquamarina CBS 119918 is the source of this 489-nucleotide messenger RNA. RefSeq names its product acyl-CoA thioester hydrolase. Gene Ontology annotation, cellular component: mitochondrion. Bases 1 to 489 code for a protein of 162 amino acids. Gene Ontology annotation, molecular function: fatty acyl-CoA hydrolase activity. The transcript is spliced from 2 exons. Lineage: Eukaryota; Fungi; Ascomycota; Eurotiomycetes; Chaetothyriales; Herpotrichiellaceae. The record is from RefSeq and is a predicted model, not a curated record.